Rotaria sp. Silwood1 is the source of this 1836-nucleotide messenger RNA. NCBI's taxonomy places the organism in Eukaryota, Metazoa, Rotifera, Eurotatoria, Philodinida, Philodinidae. The record is from the annotation of a GenBank genome assembly.
AUGGCAACUACAAAUGAAGAUGAAUAUGUUGAAAAUAAUCGUUAUCAUGGAAAUUUUUCUUAUCGUUCUUUAUCACCAAGUUCAUUUGAACGAUUACAUACUGAACAUAAUGAUUAUUUUUAUAAACCAAAACGUGGUCCAUCAACAAGUAAAUCAAAUAUAACAAUAACACGACCAAUAAAAACAUUUGAAACUGUAACAAAACUUGUUGAACUUUUAACAAAACAAACUAAUAAUUUAAAACGAGAACAUGUGGAAAAUAUUGAUUCAUCAAAACCACUUAAUGAACAUAAAUCACCAUCAAAUUAUUCAAGUCUUUUAUCAAUGGAUGAUGGAAAUUCAUCAUCAAGUAGUUCAUCAACUUUUUCAUCAAGAUCUAAUUCAUCUACAUCAACAGUACCAGAAAAUGAAACUCAAGUGAUUGUUAUUGAAGAAUCAACAUCAAAAUUAACUCCAAUAACUGCACCUUCUCCAAUUGAGGAAUCAAAUGUUAUUUUCAAUAAUAAACAAGAAGAUUAUUCAUCAUCAUCAUAUGAUGUACCUGCAAUUGGAAUUAAUAUAACAAUGACAGGUGUAUCACUUGUUUUAAUAGAACUUUAUCCACAAAAUGUUGAUUAUUCUACUGUUAUUUUUCAACGUUAUUUGAUAUCAUUAAUUAUAAAUAAUGAACAUAAAAAUUGGUCUAUAUCAAAUGUUAAAUUACAAACAAUAAUUGAACAAGAAGCUAAUUUUCGUUUAUUUACAUUAACACAUAAUGAAUUUGAUCAUGUACUAUUAUAUUUACAAACAUUUAUAAAUUAUAAUUCUUCUAUAAUAUCUCCAUUUGUACUUAAUAUAGCAUUAACAGGUGAACAAAAAUAUGAAUAUGAAAUAAAAAUUUCAUCACGUUUAAAUAAAGUUAAUUUAAAUUUUGAUAUUAUACAAUAUCGUGCUGAAUCAUAUAUGAUUGGUUUAAAUUUUUUUCUUGGAAAUAAUCAAAUGAUUAAUAUUGAUAAACAUAAUGAAUUAAUUAAUAUAUUAGAUAAUAAACAUAUUAAUGAUACUUAUCAACUUUAUCCAUAUAUAUUACUUCAUGCUGAAGCUGGAAGUACAUUUUUUUAUAUUGUUCAUUCAUCAAGUAAAUAUUCUGUAUUAACAUCGAAUAAUUUAUGUUAUAAAACUUAUUCGAAUUUAAUGAAACUUUUACAACCGGGAUAUGAUCCAAUAAAUGAUGAACAAAUACCAUCAUCAUCAUCAUCAUCAUCGACAAUUCGACGUCCAUCACUUGUUUCAUUAGAUUUUACACGUCUUAAUUUAUGUAAAAAUUGUCAUCGUUCAUCAACAAAUCUUUCAUGUCAUGUACCUUUAACAAGUUUUACUCGUAUACCACAACGAUAUUUUCCUUCUGAUUAUACUCUAUCAACAACUUCACAUUAUAUUUAUCGUGGUUGGUCAAAUAGACGAACAUCAUCUUAUGAUAAUAAUAUAACAACAUAUGAUGUACAUACACAAACUGAUGAUAGUUUUAUUGAAUUUUCAUCAUUACAAACAUGUUUAGCAAUGCAUCAUUCAUUAUUAUCAAUGUUUACAAUGAAUAUGGCAUUAACAAUCAAAUUAUUACUUAAACUUUAUCCAUCAAUUAAUCAUUGUAUAUUAACGGGAGAAUUUUUUCAAUUAGAAAAACAAGCUACACAAGAUUUAACUAUAUUUUUAGAAUCAAUUCUUGGACAAAAUACACUAAGAAUAUGUCAAUUAAAACAAGAAUCACUUAUAUCUGCACUUGGUUGUGCACUUCCUCGAGUUUAUUUUGAUGUUAUUGAUGAAGAAGGAAUUGUAGGAAAUGAUUGUAUUCAUUAA